AUCCAUCGUAAUCUUCUUAUCACGUAAAUAUUGACGAUUGCAACCUCAGUAGAUAGGGCCCAUGGCUUACCGCCACAGUUCCUAUCUGCUUGCCGAAGACCUCACUACCCCGGUUCCCUUUCUCUUAAAGCCCAACUAAUGCCGCAGACAACGCACGAUCCGAGUACCACAUGAGUCUACUACAGACAUCUCGUGGGAAAGUCGACAACGUUCAUCUGCUUUGACGUCGACACACAAACAAUGCACACGCAUUGACCGAGUUUCGCCACCUUCCGCAAUAGUGUGCACCUCUAGCUCACUAAUCCAAAUCAGGAGCUCUCCGAAGCUUCAACUAUCCCAAUCUGGACAGAAGCCCGCGUCGCAGCUUCGCCUCACAGCUCUUUGCGCAAAACGAGAAACGAUGCACGCAUUCUCACUCUCUUUGAGCCUGCUCAAGGCACCGCUCGGUCUUGUAGCCCUGUUACUGGUCGCCUCAGCAGUGGGACAUGGCGAUGGUGAUCUUCAACGGUACAUGACCUUGGAAACAUGUCCGCCGCUGAAGAUUGUCAAUGGUAUCAACUUCACAACUCGAGCGUACUGUAUGCGUCAGGCCAACCUGGCUCUGCCCAACCCGUGCCCGUUCGCGGCCUUUGGCUCAGUGAUUGUGAACCACACUACCGGCGGCUUGGGGGAGCUGGUUUGCACCGGCGCCAACAAUAAUGCUGGCACAGGGAACCCGACUCUGCAUGGGGAGAUGGCGGCCAUUGACAACUGCUCGGCAAUCUUUGUAGAUCCCCAGGGUCCAUACCGGAUGACGCCGGCCCAGGCCCUGGCCGCCUUUGCCAACCUGACCAUCUACACCAACGCCGAGAGCUGCCCCAUGUGCGCAUCGGCGGUGCGCUGGGCUGGCUUCAGGGAAUACAUUUUUGGCACAAGCAUCGAGACCCUCACGGAGGAGGGAUGGGGCCAGAUCCAAAUCACGUCCAGGGACGUCUUCCGGCAGUCCUCGGGCUUACCCCGCCGAACAAGGUUGCUUGGUCCGGUCUUAACGAACGAGACGGACCCCUUCUUCAGUUGGCAGUUUAAUGCGGGUGCGCCCUGUCCGCAGGGCUGCUCUCGGGGCGGAAGCGCGGGCGGUUGUCUUCCUGCAUGAUGGGGUCGAGGUGCGCUCGGCUUGGGUGGAAUUAGGUUGUAGUUGUAUUCUCAGGAGCCCCUCCAACUGAAGCAGCGUCAACGGACUUGUUGUAAGAGGAUCUUGUGGUCUAUUGGUUUCACGUUGUUCGCAAUCUUCAGCAAUUGCGUGUCGCUUGCUCUAAUUGGCUUUCUCCUUUAUUCUUGACAUUUGAUGUCUGAGCCGAGCUUCAUUACCGAAAUUGUGAGGAUGGAUAGAUCGACAAUAUGCUUGAUGCAAGAGUAUCAUUGUGAGAAGUAUGCACUCAGGAGCGGAAGUCAAUUUUUAGUAAAACGCAGCGAAACGUAAGCCGUGAAAUAUCCGCACAUGCAGAGACAAAAAUCAAAAGAUGAGUAUUCCAUUUAGG
Molecule: messenger RNA, 1517 nt
Organism: Colletotrichum godetiae
Lineage: Eukaryota; Fungi; Ascomycota; Sordariomycetes; Glomerellales; Glomerellaceae
Product: cytidine deaminase-like protein
Exons: 2
Coding region: 401-1132 (243 amino acids)
Biological process (GO): tRNA wobble adenosine to inosine editing
Cellular component (GO): cytoplasm; nucleus
Molecular function (GO): tRNA-specific adenosine-34 deaminase activity
Source: RefSeq, a predicted model, not a curated record